CCGCGGGCCGGGCCCGACAAAGUGCUGGCGAGCUGCGACGUGACCUGUCGGCCGCGUGGGUGCCCGAGCGAGCUAACGAGGUAGCUGGCGAAGGACGCGACCUGGACCCUGGGCCUUGCGGGACUCCAGCCGUGUCACGUACACGCUUGGCGGCGCGAACCGCGCAUAACGAUACUUGGAUUUGAACUGCAUUUUGGAAUUCAUCUACACUUAAAAUGCCACCAGCAGUUGGAGGUCCAGUUGGAUACACUCCCCCAGAUGGAGGCUGGGGGUGGGCAGUAGUAGUUGGAGCUUUCAUUUCCAUCGGCUUCUCUUAUGCAUUUCCCAAAUCCAUUACUGUGUUCUUCAAAGAAAUUGAAGGCAUAUUCAAUGCCACCACCAGUGAAGUAUCAUGGAUAUCCUCAAUCAUGUUGGCUGUCAUGUAUGGUGGAGGUCCGAUCAGCAGUAUUCUGGUGAAUAAAUAUGGCAGUCGUCCAAUCAUGAUUGUUGGUGGCUGCUUGUCAGGCUGUGGCUUGAUAGCGGCUUCGUUCUGUAAUACUGUUAAGGAACUUUACUUGAGUGUUGGAGUCAUUGGAGGUCUUGGGCUUGCCUUCAACUUGAAUCCCGCUCUGACCAUGAUUGGCAAGUAUUUCUACAAGAGGCGACCUUUGGCAAAUGGACUGGCCAUGGCCGGCAGCCCUGUGUUCCUCUCCACCCUGGCCCCCCUCAAUCAGGCUUUCUUUGGUAUCUUUGGCUGGAGAGGGAGCUUCCUAAUUCUCGGGGGCCUCCUCCUAAACUGCUGUGUGGCUGGAGCUCUGAUGCGACCAAUAGGGCCCCCAGCGACAAAUGUGGGGAAAAGGUCCAAAGAAUCCCUUCAGGAACCUGGGAAAUCUGAAGAGAAAAAGGGGUCAAGUGAUGCAAAUACAGAUCUUAUUGGAGGAAACCACAAAGAAGAGAAACGGUCAAUUUUCCAAACAGUUAAUAAAUUCCUGGAUUUAUCUCUGUUCACACACAGAGGCUUUUUGCUAUACCUGUCCGGAAAUGUGCUCAUGUUUUUUGGACUUUUUACCCCUUUAGUCUUUCUUAGUAAUUAUGGCAAGAGUCAACAUUACUCUAGUGAGAAGUCUGCCUUCCUUCUUUCCAUUCUGGCUUUUGUUGACAUGGUAGCUAGACCUUCUAUGGGACUUGUAGCCAACACCAAGUGGAUAAGACCUCGAGUUCAGUAUUUUUUUGCGGCUUCUAUUGUUGCAAACGGAGUGUGUCAUCUGCUAGCGCCUUUAUCCUCCAGCUACAUUGGGUUCUGUGUCUAUGCUGGAUUCUUUGGAUUUGCAUUUGGGUGGCUCAGCUCCGUGUUGUUUGAAACCCUGAUGGACCUCGUUGGACCCCAGAGGUUCUCCAGCGCCGUGGGAUUGGUGACCAUUGUGGAAUGCUGUCCUGUCCUCCUGGGGCCACCACUUUUAGGUAGUCUGAAUGACAUCUAUGGAGACUACAAAUACACCUACUGGUCAUGUGGUGUGAUCCUUAUUGUAGCAGGCGUCUAUCUCUUCAUUGGCAUGGGCAUCAAUUACCGACUUGUGGCGAAAGAGCAAAAAGCAGAGGAGCAGCAGAAAAAGGAGAGCAAAGAGGAGGAGACAAGUGUGGAUGCUGCUGAGAAUCCAAAACAAUAUGCAGCAGAAUCUGCAGAGCAGAAGGACACAGAAGGAAGUCCCAAAGAGGAGGAGAGUCCAGUCUAAACCUGUGCGGCCCAAGGGUCAAUGAAGUAGCUGUGACCCAAGAUACCUGAAAAUAUCUACUGGCCUGUAUUCCAGCAGUGGUGCUCAAUGACGAUAGUGGGCAUAUGUGUGUGAAUCAUACCAGGUGUUCAUGGAUGGAAUUUUUGUUUCACUCCUUACCAGUAGCCUGAAUUAAAAAUGCCAUACCUUUGGGGAGGGAGUGGUUGGCAAAGAAUGAGAGAAGGCAGUAGUGUGGUGGUUUUUUGUUUGUGUGUUUGUUUGUUUAAAUCCUAGCUUUUAACAGUGUCCAGAAGAUUAUAAUAUGUGCCUUAAGUUUUAGUCUUUAGAACUCUUUAGGGAGCCUUAACUUUUUAAACCAUUCUGCUGAAUUCAUCUAUUUUAAGUGUUACAUUAUAAGGAAAAAUAACAACUAACGUGUUUGAGACAAAUCUAAAAUUUAAAAUUAAUCUUGCUUCAUUGUUAUUUGUAAUACACUGUCAGACAUCAUCACUGGAAGAUUUAUGAAUAGAAGUAUUGGUUGGAAGUUGGGAUAUUAUAAAAUCCUGUCUAAAAUAUUUUCCCCGUAUCAGUAGUUGCCUGGCAUAGUGCCUGCUAGCUAUAUAUUUAGGAAAUUUAAGGCGUAAAACUUUGGAAACAUCUUGGCUGUUCUAGAUACAUUGUACUCAACAGCAUCCCUCUGGAAUCUUUUCUUAGGAUGCUAAUAUUAUUAGUGCUUGAGAAUUUAUUUCAUUAAAUUACUGUUUUCCCUUUUCAAAGACACAUUUUGAGUGGUUAUAGACCAUUGCCCCCUUUGAAAUUACUUAGUACUUUUCACUCUAAAAGUUAAUUUUAAAAUAUGCAAAACUAUGUAUUUGUGCCUCCUUAGUAAACACAUCUAAUUAAAUGUAGACAGAUAUUUCAAAUAGCAGCUGAAUUUAGCUUCAGUUUUACCAAAACCUUAGUUAAACUGUGAGACUUGGAAUUUUUUGUUGGUGGUGGUGUUCCUGGAAUUUUCCCCCCAUUGAUUCGUAGUGGUUCCAUUUAUAUCUGCGUCUAGCUUAGAGCUGUGUGUGAGAUACUCAGUCUUUGUGUGUUUAGGUUUUUUUUUUUUUUUUUUUAAUGUUUGCUAAUUAAAGCCAGAGUGAUUUGGCCCCAGGCAAACCAGUAAGAGUAAGAAAGGGAGAGAAGUUGCUCUGUUUCUUUUACUGAGAAGGCCUGGAAAAAAAAUUAUGUUUUGCUUAUAAUUAUUAGACACAGUCUUACUACUCCACAGAAACCUAAAGAUAUUGUGACCCUUUUUACUUACUUGAAAAGCAGAGAAAUGAGUUUAGCAUAAGGAUUGGGAGGAUGGACCAGAAUGAAAUCUGUAAAUAUUUUCUAACCUAGUAUCUUCGAAAAUGCACACGAAGAUGAUAGACACUCAAUAAAUCAUACCUAGUGCAUUUUAAAGUAUUGUAAUUGACACAGUGAAAGUAUAGGUACAAAACCUUUUGUGUAAGAGGCUGGCUUUUCCAAAUAAACUUUUUUUUUUUCUUUUUUUUUUUAAGAAAUCUUUCUCCCUCUAAAUGUUUAUUUUCUUGAGAAAGUAUUACUGUGUCUUCAUUUUCAUUAUCAAGAUCCAGUUUGGCCCUUACUAAUAUUAAAUCAUUCAGCUUAUGUGCUGUGGGAGCUGUGUAUAUGGCUUAUUUUUUUUUUUCUUCUUUCCUCCUUUUCUUUAAGGCAGGGAAGAGGGGAAUUUUGAAAUCACCUCUCUGAAAGCAUCCAAAGCAGUUAACCUUAAGGACACAAUGAAAAUUCCCUUUCUAUGCCUGAGUGUCAUGGCAGAUGGAGAAGGAAUUUUAGGGGAGAAGCCUGCUGUGAUUGUUGGCAGGCUUGGCUCCAGUUGGGACUCUGCUGUUUUCCAUACACCUGAAUCCAUAACCUCUAUGUGCCUCUUUCCCCUUCCAUAAAAAUGAGGAUCACUGUCCAUGAGAAGGAAGUGGGAAGGGGUGGGGUGGAAGAGGAGGAGUACAGAAUUAUUUUCUCCUCUAAGGAAGAAAACUGCCUUUCUUUCUAGGUUCUUUGGAUGGCAUAAUAAUUGACAUAAGACAGAUAAGAUAGAAAAUUUUAAUUUCAUACAUACAGGAACUUCACAUAGACAUGUGAGGGUCAAAAACAGACAGGGGCGCCUGGGUGGCCCAGUGGGUUAAGCCUCUACCUUC
This is a messenger RNA of Enhydra lutris kenyoni (northern sea otter), 3892 nucleotides long. RefSeq names its product solute carrier family 16 member 1. Gene Ontology annotation, biological process: transmembrane transport; monocarboxylic acid transport. Gene Ontology annotation, cellular component: membrane. NCBI's taxonomy places the organism in Eukaryota, Metazoa, Chordata, Mammalia, Carnivora, Mustelidae. The record is from RefSeq and is a predicted model, not a curated record. Gene Ontology annotation, molecular function: monocarboxylic acid transmembrane transporter activity. The transcript is spliced from 5 exons. The coding region runs from base 216 to 1712 and encodes 498 amino acids.